AUGCCGCAGCUCAGCAAUUGUGAAUCUGAGCUAUAUCCAGGUAAAAGACCUUUAAGAGAAGUUCGCAAUGAAGAAAAGUCUAAAGCUUACAUUGAGGAGAGGCUACAAAAGCAAGGACUCACUCGAAAAAAUCACGAGCCGACUUUUAAUAAUCUUGUGUUCGAUUAUCUCAACACUCCAGAGGAUGUUCGUGAUGAAUUUAUCGACCAUAAUAUGAAUCCUGUACAAGAUCAAAUUAAAGUGAGGAAGGAGCAGAUCCUACGGCAAGAAAAAGCAGGAUAUGUCAGUGGUUCUUUUGAUGUGAUUGAACGCGAUGAGAGUGGUGGCUAUCUGGAACGCCUGGAGAAACGAGUGAGUGCGUUGGAAAUGAGAUAUAAAAUUCAACCUGCAACGGCAAUGCAGGGUGUGGGUCGUUUGGAAAGCUUAGAGAAAAGAAUCAGUGACCUCGAAAAACAGUAUCAUUGA
Messenger RNA from Didymodactylos carnosus, 465 nucleotides. The record is from the annotation of a GenBank genome assembly. NCBI's taxonomy places the organism in Eukaryota, Metazoa, Rotifera, Eurotatoria, Philodinida, Philodinidae.